This is a messenger RNA of Sclerotinia borealis F-4128, 2412 nucleotides long. The record is from the annotation of a GenBank genome assembly. Lineage: Eukaryota; Fungi; Ascomycota; Leotiomycetes; Helotiales; Sclerotiniaceae.
AUGCAGCAGACAUCGCCACGGAAAAGACCUCACCCUAGAUAUGCAGGGCCUACACGCUUUGCUAAAAAGUAUGGCCAGCCUAAAGGAGGUGUUCAUUCCAUCCUGGAGGAUUAUCUGCCCGAAGUAAAAAGUGAUCUCACACCAGUAACUCCAGCACAAUUUCUGGAUAAUCAGGCUCAGCGUGAUGUUGCAGAGGAUCUCGAGUUGUAUCAAAGGAUGAGGUUCUGUGGCUUCACUGCCGCAGAGCUGGAAUCAGUUCUAGCUUUGGCAGAUUCCUACGAAACCACGAGUCGACGCAUGGAUUGGGGAAAGAAUCUUGACAAUGUACCUAUUCAUCCCAUAUGGGAUCGAAAAAACUGGCAGUAUGAGCUGCCGCGACAUUUUGCUCCAUAUCCAUUCGGAUAUGGUAAUGAAUAUUGGGAGGCAAGUCAUUUACUACUAUCUAGUGUGUGGCAUGCAAUGGAACCUGCGUUGCAGCUUACAUCAAGUAUCAUUGCGAACGUACAUACUUGGGAAUGGUUUAACUCGUUAUUAAAAGGUCCCUGGGAAAAGGUUCCGGAAAUGGAGAUUCCACUCAACUUGGAGCAUGAUCUGUUUCGUUUCUUUUCCCAGCAGGACAGAAGAGACUCAGAACUUAAAGUAGACACUCGAGAAUUCUUUCAAGAAGUGUCGGAGAGAACUUAUUUUGGACUUCAAGGGGGCAAGUGCGGUCCUCGCGCAAUGCCUAAAGGUUACUCAUUUUCAGCUGGCAUAACCUCGUGGUGGCCACGUCGAGGUAUCCCAGGCAGUCAGCCCGUUCCCAGUGCCUCACUUGUACUUAUCGCGUAUGAUUUGGUCGAGCCCUUGUUGAAUCCAACAGCCUUGCCAGAGGACAGAUCCUUGGACACAUUCCGCCUUGCAGCAACCAUCCUGCAUGAGACUGCGCAUGCUAUGGGCACUCAAAUGACGAGAAGAAACAAGAGGUUUCGAGAUUGGGCCAUAGUCGAGCCUUACUUUGAGAAUGAGCCUAUUCCAGAACUGCAAGUCAACUACCAUCGUUCGUAUUUGACCGAGAAGCUAACCGAUGUAGAGGUUUCUCCGCAGAAAAUCAGGUUCGGCUCCAAAGCGGCACACAUGGGUCCCAAGAUAGUAGGUAUGUCCCAAAUACAACCUGAUCGCACUGCGCCCCUUAUAGGGAAGGUUCUUAAACACAAUGUCCCGGUCUCCACCGAUAGCCCGGGACGCUUUUCAAGAUCAAACACCAAAAUCGCACAUUCGUUUGAACUCGAGAAAAGAAGAAUGAUCAGAAUAAUUUCGAAAGCAUCAGAAAAUGUUCACCCCAGUGUAAAAGCUACGGUUUGGGGUAGUGGAGACCGUCAACCCUACAUAAGUCCCGACGAUAGAGCUGAUCCCGUGCGAAUGGACUGUCCUAGAUAUGAUGAGAUCAGAGGGUAUUUGGAGAGAAACAAAUUCGCACUCGCUAUACAUACAAUGGACUUUAACAUACCCGCACAUCUGUUCAGGAGCUAUAUCGUUCGUCACGGAGGAAUUAAUCUUACCAAUGGGGAAUGGAAAACCUUCCUCCUCGUGGCAAAUACGAGAAAUGAGCUAUUUCUUCAUUCCGGGUAUGGAGUGAUUAGAGUUAAUCCUGCGGGCUGGAUGCAGACACGACCCCCGCAGACGACAACUUUCUGGCGAAAACCCAUACCGCCAGAGAAAAAGUUAGCAGAAAUAUUUGACUUAAUCUGUCGACUAUCUCUACCUAAACUAGAUCUGGCAGAAGAAACUAAAAAUACUGACAUGGAAUAUCUCAAGCUUGAGUCUUCUAGCCAUCCUAAGAUGCCUGGUGGGUUUUCUUUCGACUCGGCUGGAGAUGUACUAUUUGAGGCGUGUGUUUACUAUUCCGAGUUUUUUGUAGAUGCCCCGCUCGGUCAGGGUAUCGUCAGGAGAGCAGAUGUUAAUGCGCCAAUCCCCCGAGCACUCACGAGACAGAAGAGUGUGCACGAAAUUAUGACUGAGAAAGAAUCUAUGAGACUGGGUCCGAAGGAUAUACUCGAGGCCCCGAUACCACAGGGAACUGAUAAUGAACGGGUUCUUCCUCCACCGGAACCACCCCGCCCUAUACAAGGAAGGUUUGGAGCCGGGUGGCAAAAGCCUACUGGGACUGUGACUGGAACUGGAGUUGGGGGUCAACCGGCGACGACUUAUAAACCGUACCGAGGUCCAGGAGUGGAUGAUAGUCAGCCUUCAUCGCCGGUACCUGCGGCUGGCCCUGCUGAUCCAACGACAGCUUUUGAGGACCAGUUUGGGAGACUAGGCUGGGGAGUUCCUUCUGGAGAGGGAGUGAAGCCGACGACAACUUAUCAAUCUUAUCGUCCCGGUGCUCAGCCUAUGCCGACUUAUAAACCGUAUCAGAAGCCGGAAGGGAGUUGA